Messenger RNA from Laetiporus sulphureus 93-53, 3218 nucleotides. RefSeq names its product glycoside hydrolase family 3 protein. The record is from RefSeq and is a predicted model, not a curated record. NCBI's taxonomy places the organism in Eukaryota, Fungi, Basidiomycota, Agaricomycetes, Polyporales, Laetiporaceae. The transcript has 10 exons. Gene Ontology annotation, biological process: glucan catabolic process. Gene Ontology annotation, molecular function: beta-glucosidase activity. The coding region runs from base 146 to 3133 and encodes 995 amino acids.
CACACCCAUGCACUCACCACGGCCAUCCCGACCGUCGCACGCGCCACCUACAAAAUCCAUCGCCGUCGUCUCCGAAGAUGCGCCGAGCAACCCACACCGUAGUUACUGGGUCUCCCAACCAGGUUAGCCCAGCAGGUAGCGCGCCAUGUUCCUCAACGUGCGCUUUGCGGGCCUCUCUGCUCUCCUCCUUGCCCUUGCCAGUGCCGCGCCCCAGGACGGUGCUGGCGAUGCCGACUCUGGUGCGCCCCGAGUUCUCUGGACGGUCUCUGCUGUCUCGUCGGUGGCAGUCUCGUCCACGCCGGUCCUUUCAUCUGCGGUGUCCUCUGCUGUAGCCUCGUCUGUCGCGUCCUCGAUCGCUGUCUCCUCAGUUAUCGCGUCAUCUGUAAUCUCUUCGGCAGCGGUCUCCUCAGCCAUUUCCUCAGCCGCGGCCUCCUCGGUGAUCUCCUCAGGUGUCGCGUCCUCAGCCAUCUCCUCAGCGGUGGUGUCCUCGGCCAUAUCCUCGGGUAUCGCGUCCUCAGUGAUCCCAACAGCGACAACACCCUCUGCAGUCUCUUCGGCCAUCGCGUCCUCAGAGAUCUCCUCCGCAGCAGCCUCCUCCGCCAUCUCCUCCGCCCUCCCCACGAGCACCAUCGGCGGCACCGUCGGCGAGGUCUCUGGCGUCUCCUACACCGUCUCCGGCACCUACACCAUCUACGGUGACCCCGCACCCACCAACCCCGCCUCCCUCGCCACCAGCCCCUCCUCCGGCGAGCCACCCUACAACUCUGGCUCCGGCACCGAAGUCGGCUGGCAGACGCUCUCGUUAUCCUCAUACGCAUUCUCCUCCUACCCGGUCGCCGCGCCCUCCGCGGUCCCGCCCAUCUUCCCAGACGUCUCCCCGCUCUACCCCCCGCCACCGCUCAACCCCGGCAGCCCGAUCGUGCCGGACUUCAGCAGCGCAUGGGACAUCGCGUACGCAAAGGCGGAGGCGUUCGUCGCCGGGCUCACGCUCGAGCAGAAGGUCAACGUCAGUACGGGUGUGUAUUGGGAGCAGGGCUUGUGUGUCGGGAAUAUUGGGCAGGUGGGCAGUUGGCCUGGGCUGUGUCUUCAGGACUCGCCGUUGGGCGUGCGGUAUACGGAUUUCAAUACGGCGUUCCCGGCGGGGAUUCAGGUGGCUACGACGUUCAAUCGGACGAUGAUGCGUCUGCGAGGGUACGAGAUGGGCCAGGAGUUCCGCGGGAAGGGCGUCAACGUUGCGCUGGGGCCUAUGAUGAAUAUGGGCCGUGUGGCGCAGGCGGGAAGGAACUGGGAGGGCUUUGGGACGGAUGCGUUUUUGAGCGGCGAGGCGGCAUAUGAGACCGUGCUUGGACUGCAGAGCGCGGGUGUGCAGGCGUGUGCGAAGCAUUAUAUUGACUAUGAGCAGGAGUACAAGCGCACGCAGGAGAGCUCGAACGUGGAUGAUCGGACGAACCAUGAGAUUUAUUUGAAGCCGUUCUUGCGAAGCGUCAUGGCGGGGGUGGCGAGUGUGAUGUGCAGCUACAAUAUGAUCAACGAUACGUACGCGUGCGAGAAUGAUAGGACGUUGAACCAGCUGCUCAAGCAGGAGCUCGGAUUCCGCGGGUACAUCAUGAGUGAUUGGGGCGCGCAGAUGAGCACGCUGAGCGCGAUGGCUGGGUUGGACAUGUCGAUGCCGGGCGACAUCACACUUGGCUCGUCGACCUCAUGGUGGGGCCCGAACCUGACCGCCUUCGUCGAGAACGGGACGAUCCCGCUGAGCCGCGUGGACGACAUGGCGACGCGCAUCAUGGCCGGGUACUACCUCCUCGGGCAAGACCAAGGAUACCCCAACGUGUCGUUCAACGCAUUCAACGCGUACGAUACCGUGCACAACCUGCACGUCGACGUGGAGGGCGAUCAUUACAGGCUCGUGCGGGAGAUCGGCGCGGCUGGGGCGGUGCUGCUGAAGAACACGAACGGCGCGCUGCCGCUGCAGGCCCCGCGGAGCGUCGUGCUCGUCGGCUCGGACGCGGGGAACGGUGCGAUGGGCGCGAACGGGUAUACAGACCGCGGUGGGGACGAUGGGAUUCUGGGGAUGGGCUGGGGCUCGGGGACGGCGAAUUAUCCGUACCUCGUUAGUCCGAUGGACGCGAUGCAGGUGAGGGCGAGGAGGGACGGGACGAGUUUGACGAAUUGGUAUUUGGAUUGGGAUACGGAGGGGGCGGCGGGGGCGGUUGAGCAGGUGGAGGUUGCGAUCGUGUUUGUGAAUUCGGAUUCGGGGGAGGGGUAUAUUACCGUGGAUGGGAAUUUUGGGGAUAGGAACAACUUGUCGUUGUGGCAUAAUGCGGAUAACCUCAUUCAGGCGGUCGCGGCUGCGAACAACAACACGAUCGUCGUUGCGCACUCGGUCGGGCCGUCUAUCAUCGAGCCGUGGGUUGAGAAUCCGAACGUCACCGCGAUCAUCUGGGCGGGCGUCGCGGGACAGGAGGCAGGGAACGCGAUCGUGGACGUGCUAUACGGCGAUUACAACCCAAGCGGCCGACUUCCCUACACGAUCGCGAAGACCCUCGAGGACUACGGCGUCUUCCUCGUGCUCGGCGGCGAGUCCGACACUCUCCUCAGCAUCCCGUACGACGAGGGCCUGUUCUACGACUAUCGACGGUUCGACCAGUACAAUAUCACGCCGCGGUUCGAGUUUGGGUAUGGGUUGAGCUAUACGACGUUUGGGUAUUAUAAUCUGGCGGUGGAGGUGGUGCCGCAGUAUGACCCGAUGUCGUACGAUCUCGAGAAGGCGUGGGCGGAGGGGUGUGCGACGCCGCAGGGCGAGGGGUCCUCGACGGCGCUCUGGCUUCACAGGCCGUUCCUCUCCGUCCAGUUCAUCAUCCAAAACACGGGUACGCGCCCGGGGACGGAGAUCCCGCAGGUGUACGUCCACUUCCCCGCGGGCAGUGGUGAGCCGCCGAGUCUUUUGAAGGGGUUCGACGCGGUGUGGGUGGAGGUGGGGGAGGCGAGGGCGGUGAGGGUUGUGGUGUCGAGGUAUGAGUUGAGUGUGUGGGAUGUGCAGGCGCAGGGGUGGGUCAAGCCUGGGGGGGAGUUUACGCUUUCGGUGGGCGCGAGUAGCAGGGAUUUUAGGUUGAGUGCGGUUAUUCCGAUUUGAGAGGACUGAUUUGAGCUACUGAGACUUGACUACAAAAUGACGUUCGUCUGCGCUUUGAUGUUCAAUACUGACACGGACUGUAGAU